Molecule: messenger RNA, 126 nt
Organism: Spirodela intermedia
Lineage: Eukaryota; Viridiplantae; Streptophyta; Magnoliopsida; Alismatales; Araceae
Source: the annotation of a GenBank genome assembly
AUGAAAAGGAUUCAUAUGAAUAACAAGAAAUUUGAAAUAUUGUUGGAGCAAAACAUCCAUAAAUGGAAUCCAAAAAUGACUAGCGACAUCUGGAGGUCAUUUCACUACACGAAUAAGAAUACUUGA